AUGCCAAAUCCAACGGAAGAUAUGUGGAUAUCUAUUGCCAAUGACUACAAUAAAAUUUGGAACUUCCCAAAUUGCGUAGGUGCUUUAGAUGGCAAACAUGUCAACAUUCAAGCUCCUCCAAAUAGUGGGUCGUUGUACUUUAAUUACAAGAAGACGUUCUCAGUAGUCUUAAUGGCUCUUGUUGAUGCUAAUUACGAAAGGAAUGAAACUUACAUUAAUGGACCUAAUGAUAAAGGACUAGAAAACUUACCUAUGCAAGGUGGUAAUGCUACAAAGGAUGCCUUUUAUGUACGAGAAAAAUUUAAGGAUUAUUUUAAUUCAGAAGUUGGAUCUGUAUCGUGGCAAGAAAGUAUAAUUUAA
Molecule: messenger RNA, 360 nt
Organism: Macrosiphum euphorbiae (potato aphid)
Lineage: Eukaryota; Metazoa; Arthropoda; Insecta; Hemiptera; Aphididae
Source: the annotation of a GenBank genome assembly